Molecule: messenger RNA, 1017 nt
Organism: Drosophila albomicans
Lineage: Eukaryota; Metazoa; Arthropoda; Insecta; Diptera; Drosophilidae
Product: phospholipase A1 2
Exons: 3
Coding region: 23-931 (302 amino acids)
Molecular function (GO): lipase activity
Source: RefSeq, a predicted model, not a curated record
UUUGCCAUCAGUUGAACACAAUAUGCGAUACACAAAGGUAAUGCUAAGUUGCCUGCUCCUAGCAGCUGCUCUGGCGGUAAUUGCGACACCGGCGACAGCCGAGGACAGCCCGGAGCCUGGCUAUCUGCUGUACACGCGACGCAAUCCGCAGACACCACAGCGCAUUGAGCCAGAGGUGGAGACGUUGGUGCGUUCCCCCUUCUACGCCCUGGAGCCCAUUGUCCUGUUGCUGCCCAGCUGGCGCAGCAAUAACUCAGCCGAGCAGCAAUCGAAGCUUGCAACAGCGUUGCUCGAGCGUGAGGCUUGCAACGUAUUUGCCCUGGAUUCAACGGAGUCGCAGACCGAAUCCCAGCUCGUGAACAGUGCGAGUAAAGUUAUCGUGCAGCUGCAUCAACAGUUUGAUGUGCCGCUGGCGAAACAACAACUCGUGGGAUUUGCCGAGGGCGCUCAUCUGUCUGGCGCUGUGGCUGAGCAAGUGCAACAACUGCUUGGCGAGCAAUUCUCACACAUCAUUGCACUCGAUCCCACCGGAGACAGCGUUGAGCUGGCGCAUCAACUCUCGGCUCAGGACGCUGCCUACGUUGAGGUGCUGCACACAAAUGGCAAUGGAUUGGGCACAAUGACCCAACUCGGGGAUGUGGAUUACUAUCCGAAUGGUGGCGAAGAGCAACCAGGCUGCAGCAGCGAUGCCUGCGCCCAUGAACGUGCUCUCGACUUGGCUGUGGAAAUGUGGUCGCCAGCGAAUGAUUUCGUUUGCGCCCUUUGCGGUUCGGUGGACUCAAUGAGUGCCCAGAACUGUCGCUGGUCAUCGCAGCGCAUGGGAGUCGUGGCAACCGGUGGCAACACUCAAAGAGCAGCAGGCAUUUAUUUCCUGGAGACAAAGAGCCAAGCACCCUUCGGCCGGGGUGCAUACUAUAUUGGAUUCUUGUAACGUUGUCAGGCAAUAAGGGCGAAACAAUUAAUAAAGCAAAACAAACGGGAAACGACAAGGCAAGAUACCCUGUAAACAAUACUUAA